AUGACAUACAAAAUUAUUCAAGAUAAUCAAGAUAAUAACUUAUCUGAUAUUAAUGAUGAUAAUAGCUUGAUGAAAGAAUUAUAUGAAGAUGUUGAAGCACUUUGCUUUCGAAAUAUAAUGGAUCUUGAAGAAUAUGUCAAUUAUCCAGAAGAAAAAAAUACUUUGAAACACUAA
Acaulospora morrowiae is the source of this 174-nucleotide messenger RNA. The record is from the annotation of a GenBank genome assembly. Lineage: Eukaryota; Fungi; Glomeromycota; Glomeromycetes; Diversisporales; Acaulosporaceae.